AUGGAAAAUAUCAAAAUUUCUGUUGAAAUAGUCACCAAUAAAAGAUAUUUUAUGGAGAACGCCGUGAAUAUUUCUUUCAAAUUCAUCAAUAAAACUUUGAAACAAAAACAUUCGGAUUGGAUUGCAUUAUAUAAGUGUAGCAGCAAUAGAAAUUUAGAAGAGUUUGUUGCAGUAGAGAUGGAUUUAAAAAUGCACACACCGAUAAAAUAUGGUUAUCGUCAAGUUAUAUUUUAUGCAUACCAGUUGAAAAAUGUUAAUUGUAAUGAAGAUUAUGAAUUUCUAUAUGGCAAUGAAUUUAAUGAGAUUUAUGGAAUUAGUCAACCAAUACGUUUCAUUCAUCAAAAUGAAUGCAUCUAUUGUUAUCCUAAUAACUCAAAAUUAGAAACAAACCACCAUAGUAGUUGUGCCUCUCAGGAAUUAAUCAAUUCAUUAUUAGCUCAUAUUUCUACUUUGGAUAAUAAACUAACCGACUGCAAAAUAAAAUCUAACGAGAUUGUUUCAAUAAAUAAGCAUUUGAUAACUAAAAUUAAUGAGAAUGAAGCUAUUGUUCAAACAAAUAAUGAAUUUUUAAGCAAUUUGUUUUAUUCUAAUGAACCUGUGACUAGAGAUGAAUAUUUGAUGGAAACAUGUACUAGUAUUGAUUUGGCAAUGAGUAGUAUUGAAAGUAAUGAAUAUGAACUACAAGAUCUGCAUUAUGGGUUUGAAAAAGCAUUACAAAAGUUCAUUAAUAAAGAGGACGAAGAAAUUAAUGAUGAUCAGUCUCCAGAUACUGAUACUGACACGGUGUUAAAUAUUACAGCAAAUGUAGAAAGUGGGUUUACGCCAAAACCAUCUUCAGCAGAUACUGUUUAUAUUAAAGACAGCGAUGAAGAUGAUGUUUAA
Molecule: messenger RNA, 882 nt
Organism: Macrosiphum euphorbiae (potato aphid)
Lineage: Eukaryota; Metazoa; Arthropoda; Insecta; Hemiptera; Aphididae
Source: the annotation of a GenBank genome assembly